This is a messenger RNA of Tauraco erythrolophus (red-crested turaco), 1857 nucleotides long. The record is from RefSeq and is a predicted model, not a curated record. Lineage: Eukaryota; Metazoa; Chordata; Aves; Musophagiformes; Musophagidae.
ACAGUGGUCACCUGGAAUGUGGGCACAGCCAUGCCCCCGAACGAUGUGACAUCUCUGCUGCACCUCAACACAGGCGAGACAAACGAUGCAGACGUGAUUGCCAUUGGGCUGCAAGAGGUGAACUCUAAGAUAAACAAGCGCCUGAAGGAUGCCCUCUUCACAGAUCAGUGGAGUGAGCUCUUCAUGGAUGUGCUGAGCCCCUUCCACUUUGUCCUGGUCAGCACAGUGCGGAUGCAAGGUGUGAUCCUACUGGUAUUUGCCAAGUACUACCACCUCCCCUUCCUGCAGGACAUCCAGACGGACUGCACGAGGACGGGACUGGGAGGCUACUGGGGCAACAAGGGCGGGGUGAGUGUUCGUCUCUCCAUCUUCGGCCACAUGGUCUGCUUCCUGAACUGCCACCUGCCACCGCACGCGGAGCAGCGCAAGGAGGACUUUGCCACCAUACUGCACAUGCAGCAGUUCGAGGGGCAUGCGGCCAGCGGCAUCCUGGACCAUGACCUUGUGUUCUGGUUUGGGGACCUCAACUUCCGCAUCGAGAGCCUUGACAUCCGCUUUGUGAAGUACGCCAUUGACAGCAACAUCCUUAGCCAGCUCUGGGAGAAGGACCAGCUGAACAUUGCCAAGAGCACCUGGCCUGUCCUCAGCGGCUUUCAGGAGGGACCUUUGAACUUCCCACCUACCUUCAAGUUUGACGUGGGCACCAACAAGUAUGACAGCAGUGCCAAGAAGCGAAAACCUGCCUGGACUGACCGCAUCCUCUGGAAGAUCAAAUCUCCCAGUAUUGGGUUUGGUGCGGGCGGGCGCCAGCCCAGCCGGGGUGUCCUGUCAGUGAGCCAGCUGUGCUACUGCAGCCACAUGUGCCUGGGGGCUGCUGUUGGUGUAUGUGCAAGGGCCCAGCCCUGGAUGGGUGCCCUGGGCAGCAGGGGCAGCUCUCUUUGGCAUGCCCUUGCUCACCAUGUGUAUGUCUCUUGGCAGUUUGCUUCCAAGGCAGACAAGCCUCUGGUUGAGAUUUACGUGGCUGAUGAAUGGAGCCGGCCUGAGCAAGCAGUUGUCAGGUACAAGAUGGCUGCUGGCUUUCACCGGAGCUCCUGGGACUGGAUAGGACUCUACCGGGUGGGCUUCCGGCAUCCUAAAGAUUACGUGUCCUAUGUCUGGGCCAGGAGUGAUGAUGGAGAGCGCUGCCUGGAGAAGCAACUGUGUGCACAGGUGAUGUUCUCAGAGGAGGCGCUGCCCAAGGGGAAGGGCGAGUACAUCCUUGGAUACUACAGCAACACCUCCAGCAGCAUUGCUGGCAUGACUGAGCCCUUCCAGAUCUCCCUGCCCAGGUCGGAGGAGGGCAGCAGCUCCACGGACAGCUCAGGCAGCAGCUCAGAAGAGGAGGAUGACAGCAUGCUUGUCCUGCUGGCACCCAAAUCCCGUACAUCAAGCCGGGACAGGGGCACAAGCCGCAGCCCUUCACCCCAGAGCCGCCAAGGCCUCCCGGGGGACAUCCCCACCAUCCAUGUGCCCCAGGAGGAACCAGGGCACUGUGGAGCCAAAGCCAAGGAGCCAGGGCGGGCAGCUGAAAGCAAGGAGGGCCGCUCCUUCUCCCAGACUGUGCAGGAGCAGGGUGGCCCCUGGCGUGCCUCUGCUGGCAGCCCCCUGGCCAAGGCUGACCCCAGGAACCUGGGCUUGCUGCCCGCUCUCCGCCUGGAGAUGAUCAACCAGGCCAUGGGCUGGCGGCAGGAGAGUGUGGACCAGGGCUAACCCUGCCAAAGGAUAAGCCCCACCAGCCCCCCAGGCUGCAGCACCUCCCCAAAGGAGGGGAGCAACCUCCAGGAGCUGGACAGCCGUAGCUGUGCCAUGGGCCGCUGA